This is a messenger RNA of Acanthosepion pharaonis, 636 nucleotides long. Lineage: Eukaryota; Metazoa; Mollusca; Cephalopoda; Sepiida; Sepiidae. The record is from the annotation of a GenBank genome assembly.
AUGAAAACUUCUCGUCUCUUUGCAAACCUCCCGCCUCUUUGCCCACUUCCUGCCUCUUUGCAAACCUCUCGCCUCUUUUCAAACACCACGUCACCUUGCAAACCACUCGGCUUUUUGCAAACCUUUUUUCUCUUUUCCCACCACCUGUCUAUUUGCAAACCAUCAGUCUCUUUGCUCACCUUCCGCCUCUUUGAAAAUCUUUCGUUUCCUUGCCGUUCUCUCGUCUCUUUGUCGACCUCACGUCUGUUUGCAAACCUCUCAGCUUUUUGCAAACCUCCCGUCUCUUUGCAAACCUCUUGUCUCUUUUCUCAACUUCCGUCUCUUUGCAAACCUUUCAAUUCCUUGCCGACCUAUCGACUCUUUGCCAGCCUCCCAUCUCUUUGCGGUCUUCCCGUCUCUUUGCAAACCACUCGUCACUUUGCAAACCUCCCGUCUCUUUGCAAACCUCUCGUCUCUUUGCUCGCCUUCCGUCUCUUUGCAAAACUUUCCUUUGCUUGCCGCCCUCUCGUCUUCCCGCCGUUUCUUUACAAACCCAUCGUCUCUUCGCAAACUUCUCGUCUCUUCGCGCGCCACCUGACUAUUUACAAAUCUCUAGUCUCUUUGCAAACCUCUCGUCUCUUCCCUGCCCUCCAUUAG